Molecule: messenger RNA, 1119 nt
Organism: Ambispora leptoticha
Lineage: Eukaryota; Fungi; Glomeromycota; Glomeromycetes; Archaeosporales; Ambisporaceae
Source: the annotation of a GenBank genome assembly
CCAUGGGGGUAUCCAAGUAGCAAAAUUAAAAUAAUGAAACAUGGUGAAAAUGGAACAAAAAUUGCGUUUCUUUCACGUCACGGAGUCGGGCACACACUUAAUCCAUCAGAAAUUCCAUCACGUGCAAACAUUGCCGCCUUAAAACACCUAGGUGCAAAAGUGAUAAUCGCCUACUCGGCAGUCGGAUCCCUCCAGCAAGAAAUUAAACCACGCGACUUCGUAAUUCCCUCACAGAUAAUCGACCGCACAAAAGGGAUUCGACCAUCGACUUUUUUUGAAAACGGUAUAGCGGCACAUGCAAUGUUUGGCGAUCCCUUCAAUGCGGAACUAACAAAUAUUAUAUGGUCUGCACGUGAAUCAAUCUUUGGCGACAACAACAAUAAAAGCGACGUCGAUGGUGUCAAUGUAGAAAUGCACAAGGAUAAAACUUUGAUUUGUAUGGAAGGACCACAGUUUUCGACGCGUGCAGAGUCGAGGCUAUAUCGUAGUUGGGGAUGUGAUGUUAUUAAUAUGUCUGCGUUACCGGAAGCAAAGUUAGCACGUGAGGCUGAAAUUGCGUACCAGAUGAUUUGUAUGUCGACCGAUUAUGAUUCCUGGAGAGAGGAGGUUGGGGUGGUGACUGUUGAUGUGGUCGUCAAUAACAUACAAAAGAAUAGCGAGAAUGCGAAAAAGUUAUUGUCUGCUAUUUUACCAGGGAUUGAGCGAGCAUUAGAUGAAGGGAAAUUUGAAGAAAUUGUCGGAACCAUGAAAUUUUCAAGUAUUACUUCUCAGUCCAUGAGAAAUCCAGAAACGCUUAAAAAGUUAGAGUAUAUUUUACCGGGAUUAAAAUUCUCGUCAUUUUUCGCUUAUCCGAUCUUUCUAAUAUUUUUGAUAAUAAUUCUACUAUCGCCACAGCCACCAAAAAAGUUUUUCAUCAAAGACGGAGGAGCCAAGCUCGAGGAACAAAGAAUUUCUGUACUUAAGCCUCCUGAAAUUAUUUCUCUAGGAAAGGAACCCGAUAAAUUGCAGGCGCACGAUAAUUCCAAUGAUGAAGCGACAAAGACAAGGAUUAUGAUGAGCGGAUCGUUAAAACUCGGUGAAAAUUCGUAUGAUCUUUGGUUCUGGCGUGCGGGCUCCUGG